Closterium sp. Naga37s-1 is the source of this 1383-nucleotide messenger RNA. NCBI's taxonomy places the organism in Eukaryota, Viridiplantae, Streptophyta, Zygnematophyceae, Desmidiales, Closteriaceae. The record is from the annotation of a GenBank genome assembly.
AUGGAGGAGGCGGAAGGCGGGUUGACGGCGUACGAGCGCCUGCGCCAGCAGAUCCAGGAGCGCAAUGCGGCGAAACUUCGCCAGCUCGGCGUCACCGCGUCCGCGGAAGACCUCACCACCGCGAUCGCCGCCAAGAAGCGCGCCGCGCCUUCCCGCCCCAAGCCCCACCCCACGGAACCGCAACAGCCUUUGCGCCGAUCCCUCCGCAAUCGCGGCAUGGCUCCGGAAAACGCCCCCGCGGAUGGCGGUGGGGGCGGGGGGGCUGUCUCCGCCAGCGCUGCCGCUGUCAUCGCGGAAGAGGUUGCGCCGAAAGGGCAUUUGCCCGCGCGGAGUUUAAACCGCGAGGCGGAGAAGGACGCGGCGCUUAUGCGCGUGUUGCGCGCGCGCAUGGUCCCGCGGGGCUUUGCGCUAGAGACAGAAGAGACUUCCGGGGACGAGGGCGGGGAGGAGGGGGAAGAGGAGCGCAAGCGAGAGGGAGACCUCGGGGCGCAAGGGGGGAGUUUUGUUGAGCCACCUGAGGGGGAGAAGGGCGGCGUGCGGAGAUCGAAGCGGGGCGGGCGGGGGAAGGCAAAAGAGGCGGAGAAGGCGGAUUCUGACGAAGUGAGCGACGGCGCGGGGGGCGUGCGGCGGUUGCCCCUGGAUCGUCUGGUGGUGGUGGCAGGGGACAAGGCAGGGCAGGUGGGCGUGUGGGACCUGGGGGACAUGGACGCUAACGGCUGUGCUGCUGCUGGUACAACGGGAAGCGGCAGUGCAGAUGGCAGCAGCGGCGGCAGGGCAUCUGAGGAUGCAACGGGCAUAUUCACCUUCUGGCCGCAUCGCAACCCCGUGUCAGGCCUCGCGCACUGCCCUCUCUCGCUCUCCAAUGUGUACACGGCUUCAUACGACGGCACCAUCCGCUUUGCCUUUGAUCCUCGGGCAUGCCAUGGCGGCCCUGUGGGCAGCUGGGAAAUUCACGAGAAAAAGGUCGGCACGAUCAGCUUCUGCCCGGGGCAGGAGGAAAUUAUCGCCACAGCUUCUACUGACCGGACUGUUUGCUUGUGGGAUGUGCGUAAGAUGUUGGGCGGGGGAGAGGGAGGUGGAGAGAAGCGUAGGAAGACAGAGGAAGGGCAGGGAGGAAGCGGUGGAACUGCGUUAUUCCAUGCAGCUCAUUCCGCGGCAUCAGUCACUCCUCUCAUGAAGCUGCCCCAUGCCCGUGCAACCAACUCUGCAUACUUCUCACCCAAUGGUGCCUUCCUCGUCUCCACCAGGUGUGUGUGUGCCCUUACCAUCUGCCCCUUGCAUCCCUCUUGCACACCUCCCUCCUCCACCUCUCCCAUUCCCACCUUCCCUCCACUUCUUUCCGUUCUUUUCACUGCUUUCGUCUCAACCCAUCACCACUUCUAA